AUGGCCGAGCCAAUCCCAGCGCCGCUCAAGAUCCCCGAAGUCAGUCGGUUUCUCAACCGCGCAAACCAGCUGCGCGCCUUCAAACCCGCCAUCUCAUACUGGUGCGAAUACCAUGCCGUCAACCAGAUUGUAGGAAAGAACCUGCACACCACCGACGAUGACUGCUUCGCCUUCACAAAGACGCUGCUCGAGCGCCUCGAGUCCACAAAGGCCGAGCGUCCAGACGACGACGCCAUCAUGGACAACACCGCGGGGCAGGCCUAUGUCGAGCAGUUUGCGCAGGAGACGUUUGAUCGUGCAGAGCGAACCAUGAAGGCGAACAAAGUGACGAGACAAACCGCCGACACCUUUGAUGCUGCCGCCACCUUCUUCGACCUCACCCACGAAUGGGGAACCCCCGAGCCAGAUGUCCUACAAAAGAUCAAAUUCGCCAAGUGGAACGCCGCCCGCAUACUCAAGGCCAUCCGCGAGGGUAAGGACCCCAACGAAUCCAACCCCAAGCCCCGCGAGGUCGAAGACGAACCGGCCCUCGACCCUCUCGACCCCGACGUCCAGGAACUCACCAGCCCCCCGUCGCCGCAAGCUGCCUACGUCGAGGACGCUCCCGACGGGGGCGAGCCGUCGCGCCAGGAGCCCGUGCAGGAAGGAUAUUUCCCCCUUACGCAGGCUGCUGAGCCUGACAACGAGCCCUUUGUCCCUUCGCCCAUGAGCACGAGUCCUCCGCCUCAGGAUCUUCCGACGCAACCGCCACAUUCUACGCCUCAGCUUCCUCCGCAAUUCACUUCCUAUGCGCCUCCUCCCCAGCCUCCUCAGCCUGUCAACCCUUCUGUUCCUCCUAGCUGGACCGCCCCCACGGCUCCCGUCCCUCCAGCUGUCGUGUCGCCAACUGUCGUCUCACCUCCCGUCGCAACUCCCAUCGUACCGCCGGUUACGAACGCUAGCAGCAGCAGCAGGCCCCCAGUGGCCGAUCAGAAGAGCAUGGCACAGGCGCAGAAACAUGCCAAGUGGGCGAUAUCCGCUCUGAAUUUCGACGACGUGCCGACCGCCGUGCAGGAACUGAGGAAUGCGCUGGCUACUCUUGGGGCACUGUGA
Trichoderma breve is the source of this 1092-nucleotide messenger RNA. RefSeq names its product vta1 like domain-containing protein. Bases 1 to 1092 code for a protein of 363 amino acids. Gene Ontology annotation, cellular component: multivesicular body. NCBI's taxonomy places the organism in Eukaryota, Fungi, Ascomycota, Sordariomycetes, Hypocreales, Hypocreaceae. The transcript has 3 exons. Gene Ontology annotation, biological process: late endosome to vacuole transport via multivesicular body sorting pathway. The record is from RefSeq and is a predicted model, not a curated record.